Messenger RNA from Quercus robur (English oak), 1113 nucleotides. RefSeq lists its product as uncharacterized. The transcript is spliced from 13 exons. The record is from RefSeq and is a predicted model, not a curated record. NCBI's taxonomy places the organism in Eukaryota, Viridiplantae, Streptophyta, Magnoliopsida, Fagales, Fagaceae. Bases 123 to 842 code for a protein of 239 amino acids.
UUUGGGGUUUGCCUUUAUGUAAUGUAAUUAGUUUUGUUAUUGCAGUAUUUUUUUUGAGACUAAAAGAAUUACGAAUUACAGAAAAAACCCACCUCAGAUUCGGUGUUGUUGCACGAGGAGCCAUGUCUUGUUCUAAAGGAAAUUCUUCCAAACUUACUAGAAACGUUUUAAUUAUGGUUAUUUUGGGUAAAUUCACGAAGGCCAUAUCGGGACGGGGACCAGGCUCAAGCACUAUGUGCGCGAUUAUACACGAAUUGUAUGAUGAGUGCAGAAAUAGUACUUUUAAUGAUUGCUGUGAUUUAUACUUCGAAGGCUAUGAAGAAUGCCGUGAUUUUAAGAGGGGAAAUAGUUCCAAACUUACUAGAAACGUUUUGAUUAUGGUUAUUUUGGGUAAAUUCACGACGGCCAUAUCGGGACGGGGACCAGGCUCAAGCACUAUGUGCGCGAUUAUACACGAAUUGUAUGAUGAGUGCAGAAAUAGUACUUACACUGACUACUGUGAUUUAUACUUCAAAGGCUAUGAAGAAUGCCGUGAUUUUAAGAGGGGAAAUAGUUCCAAACUUACUAGAAACGUUUUGAUUAUGGUUAUUUUGGGUAAAUUCACGACGGCCAUAUCGGGACGGGGACCAGGCUCAAGCACUAUGUGCGCGAUUAUACACGAAUUGUAUGAUGAGUGCAGAAAUAGUACUUACACUGACUACUGUGAUUUAUACUUCAAAGGCUAUGAAGAAUGCCGUGAUUUUAAGAGGGACCCAAAACAUCAACCCUUGGCUGAAUUACGGAAGGGGUGGGAGAAAUCUUUCAAUGAUCAAGGUUUUGCCGAUGUGCAGGAUAAUUUAUAAGUCAUACAAUGAGUGCACUAGCAAAGGUUAUGAUGAUUGUGAGAGAUACCGCGAGUACAAUUGUCCCCAAUUCAAAUAGCCUUUUAACUGUGGUACUGUUGUUCACUACAUGAAUUUUAGCAGAAGAUUGAAAUCUAUAAAUUAUGCCAUUGCUUAGAGAUUUUGUAAGCAAUUAUCUAGUUAGAACAAUGCUUCAUCUUCAGUUACUUUUUUGGUAAAAAAUUUGCUUGAACGUAUUUAUAAAUGUUUAGUCUUGCACUUCGCUGUUUAA